Molecule: messenger RNA, 1131 nt
Organism: Amphimedon queenslandica
Lineage: Eukaryota; Metazoa; Porifera; Demospongiae; Haplosclerida; Niphatidae
Product: lactation elevated protein 1-like
Exons: 8
Coding region: 507-1070 (187 amino acids)
Cellular component (GO): cytoplasm; mitochondrion
Molecular function (GO): ATP hydrolysis activity; ATP binding
Source: RefSeq, a predicted model, not a curated record
AAUAUUUUCAGUUGAAGUUGCUGCUUUUCUUCCAUAUUUAUUAAUAUACACUGGGUUGGAUAGAGCUGUACUGUCAGUGUUAUGUCAAUCAAUUGUUUUAUUAAUAAUAUCACAAGCACCAAAGAGACUACUGUGGAGGUUCAGGCCAUACAUGAUCAACAGGGCUAAGAUAGCUGCAGUGAUAAGACCUCCUCAUUCCCAGCUAGGACUGUUACUUGUGGAGUUGUGUUCACUUAUAUAUUCCAUUUAUCAUAUCUGUCACUCAAUGAUCCUACCAAUGAUGGCCUCUUCAUAUUCUAUAUGAUGAUCACUAUACUCUAUGUGGUGAUACCAUUCAUCACUACUGUCAGUAGGGGAUCCAUUCUUUCAAGCAGUUAUUACCAAAGUCAUCAUCAGGUGGAUCAGUUAGACUGUAUGAUCCUAUUGGUCAUGUGGCCAGUGACAUUGCUACUAAUGUCAGACUAUUGUGCUUUGAUGAGUUUCAAGUUACUGAUAUCACUGAUGCUAUGAUACUUAAAAGUCUCUUCACAUCAUUAUUUAAUAAUGGAGUCACUGUUGUAGCUACUUCUAACAGACACCCUGAGGAUUUAUAUAAAAAUGGUCUACAGAGGGGUAACUUUCUCCCAUUUAUUGAUGUACUAAAGGAUCAUUGUACUAUUAUCCAAUUGGAUUCAGUUGACAGGAAGAAGUUAUUAUUAUCUGAAGGAGUGUAUUUAGUUCCUAAUUCAACUAUCAAUAAUUCUAAAUUGUUCCAAUUAUUUACUGAACUCUGUCAAAGCAAAGGAAAAGUUAUUUCACGGACCAAGUUAAAGUUUUUAGGACGAGAGCUACUCAUAGACCAGUCAUGUGCUGACUUGGCAUAUUUCCACUUUGAUGAGCUUUGUAACAGGGUAAGUUAUUAUAGUAAUCAUACUAAUAGUAUUAGUUGUGGUUGGGAUUGUUUUCCCAUUUAUAAUUGGUUCCUGUGGUCCCUGGGUAGUCAUAUAGACAAGUGUGAUCAAGUCAUCAUUCUAGGAAUGAGUGAUUGUAAUUCAAUUAACUGGUUCCUGUAUAUAUACUUUGUACAGUGACUUUAUACUAGCACUAGUAAUGAUUUGUUUUUAUUUGUGGUUUUACCAGUAACUACUAGUA